AUGUCACUCCAAGGUUUAGUCGUGUGCGCAUGCGCGCUAUUUGUUUUGGGAAGAUGUCAAGAAUCUCGUAUUGUUAACAUCCAUCAAGGACCCGUGAGAGGAUAUAAGUCUCAGGAUGGAAACUAUUUCGGCUUUUUUGGCAUACCCUUUGCCACCGCACCUAAAGGUGUCCAUAGGUUUAAGGCACCACUUCCACCACCUACAUGGGAUGAGCCGCUCGAAGCAGUUAAUUUAAACAUAGCUUGCCCACAGAAUGACAGAGAUGGUCAAAACCAAAUCAGAAAACAGGAGGAAUGUUUGAUAGCAAAUAUAUACGUACCUGAAACAGAUGUACCGAAUCUGCCAGUUUACGUGUACUUUUAUGGUGGAGGUUUUCAAUAUGGGUAUGGCGAAUUAAAAACACCAGUGAAUUUAAUGAAGUCCAGGGAAAUUAUAUUUGUAACGUUCAACUAUCGACUUGGAGCUCUAGGAAUGCUUUGCCUUGGAACCGAGGAUGUACCUGGUAACGCUGGAUUAAAAGAUCAAGUAGCUUUACUUCGAUGGGUGCAAAAGAAUAUCGCAGCAUUUGGAGGCAAUCCACGCGAUGUAACCAUCGGAGGUUGCAGUGCUGGUGGGGUAUCAGUCGAUAUUUUAUCAAUUUCUAAAAUAACUAAGGGAUUAUUUAACAAAGUGAUAACACAAAGCGGUCCCAAUACCGCUUCAUUCAGUGUGCAAGUAGACCCUAUAAGUAAUGCUAAAAUGAUCGCUAGGGAAUUAAAUUUUGAAAACGUAGAUGACCUAGAAGCUUUGGAACAUUUUUAUAAAACAACACCCUUGUCAGUUUUAUCGUCUAUUAAUGUCAUGAAUAGAACUGAUUCGUCUGUUAUUUUUGCUCCGUGCGUUGAGCGGGAUGUUGGACAGGAAAUGGUGCUUCAUGAUUAUCCAGUUAAAAUAUUAGAAAAGGGUGAUUUUGUUAAGUUACCAAUGUUAUAUGGUAGCAGCAAUAUGGAAGGUAUUUACCGAUUACGAUAUUUCGAUCAAUGGAAGGAUUUAAUGAAUCAGAACUUCUCACAAUUUCUGCCUGAUAAUUUAUUUUUUGAGAAUGAAAGAGAUAAAGAGAAGGUUAUUCGAAAAGUAAAACACUUUUAUUUUGGAAAUGAUCCAGUGUCAGAAAGCAAUAUAAUGGGAUAUGUCACAUAUUUUUCCGAUGUAAUGUUUUUGCAUGCUACCACCUGGACAGCGAGACUGCAACAUGAAGCGGGAAAUAAAGAGGUUUAUUUGUACGAAUAUUCAUUUGUAGAUAAAGACGAAGAUUAUAUUCCUUACACAAAAAUACGUGGUGCUACUCAUUGUGCUCAAAAUAUAGCUGUUAUGGAUUUAGGAGACGAAAACGAUUUAUCCGAAGAAUAUAAGCAGAUGAAGUCCAUACUUAGGAAAAUGUGGUUGAAUUUUAUUAAAACCGGGAAACCGGUACCGGAGAAUUCUUCUUAUCCACAAUGGCCGCCUGUCAGUUCAGGAGCAUCUCCAUACAUGUCACUCAAUACUACACCUAGGCUAAUAAACAAAGAUCUAUUAAAAGAUCGUUUUAAGCUGUGGGAUGACAUUUAUAAAAAACACUUCAGACAUCCAAUUCCGCCCACGCUAUAGGUUUUAUUAUAAAACAUUAUUAUUAUAUGUUUAUUUUGUUAUUUUUUUUAUUUCGAAAAUUAUGUUCUUAUUACCUUCAGCGAUAAAUUGGAAUGUG
Molecule: messenger RNA, 1723 nt
Organism: Danaus plexippus (monarch butterfly)
Lineage: Eukaryota; Metazoa; Arthropoda; Insecta; Lepidoptera; Nymphalidae
Product: esterase FE4-like
Exons: 3
Coding region: 1-1626 (541 amino acids)
Source: RefSeq, a predicted model, not a curated record